This is a messenger RNA of Cherax quadricarinatus, 1604 nucleotides long. RefSeq names its product glutamate receptor ionotropic, delta-1-like. NCBI's taxonomy places the organism in Eukaryota, Metazoa, Arthropoda, Malacostraca, Decapoda, Parastacidae. Gene Ontology annotation, molecular function: ligand-gated monoatomic ion channel activity. Gene Ontology annotation, cellular component: membrane. The record is from RefSeq and is a predicted model, not a curated record.
AUAUACAGAUACAAUGGUGGUAUUAAUGGAUGGAGGUCAUGGAGGUGUCCCAUGGGAGUUGCUGUCACCGCCUGGACGUUGGUCACCUUCUGCUGUAGUGUUAGUGAGUAUGUCUACACACUGCCACGCCUCCUACCUCCUCCAGACGACCCUCCUUCAACAGACGCCAUCAGCAGCGCUCCUCUGUCCCAAAUACCACCAUAACAUCAGCAGAUCAUCCCUAACCUACAGCGUGUACAGCUGGCGUCCCUACCACCCAGAGAAGUUGGUGCUGCUGGGAGAGUGGGGGAUCAAGUUCACCGUCUGGGGUAAUCUUUUCCAGGACAGGUUUUCAUCACUGUACGGGGCAACGCUACAUGUUUCCAGUGACCAGGGAGACAUGCCCUAUGUCUUCAGGUACCCUGAUGGUACGUUCGAUGGAGUGGGCAAGAGAAUGACAGACACUAUAGGUGGCUGGCUAGGCUUCAACAUCACCAUGACUCGUCGAGCCAGUGACAAGAGGUGGGGUGAGCUGGUGAACGGGACAUGGGUGGGGAUGUUGGGAGACAUCUGGAGGAAGGAGAAGGAUCUCACCUUUAACUACUUCGCCAUCACUGAAGAACGCUCGAAGUACUUCGACUACUCAGUUCCUUAUUAUAAUGAAGGCUACGGAUUCGGCAUAGCAACCCCGCCGCCACUGCCCCACUGGAGGAACUUGAUCUACCCCUUCAGUACGAGGCUGUGGUUACUUGUUGGUUGCAUGGUGGUGAUACUGUCUCUGGUAUUCUACUUAUUCACACAUACCAACCAUCAUCCUACUUCUCUCCUACAUUCCUUCAUCACAAUCUUGCAGAUCCUGAUGAGCCAGAUGACGCGAGCGCCCCAGGAAUGGUCACUAAGGAUCUUCCUAGCAGGCUGGUGGCUGACUUCCUACAUCCUGGUGCUAUCCUAUACCUGUAACCUUAUCGCUGUCCUUACUGUCCCUGUCUAUCCAACCAAGAUACGUACUAUACAGGAACUGGCACGGAGUCCAUACAGGUGUUGCAUGCUAGACUACGGAGAGUUCGUGCCGGAGGCGCUGGCCACUUCCACCCACCCGACGCUGUCAGUCUUGGGCAGAAAGCUCGACAUGGUACCUUCAGAGGAAAAUGAAUUCGCUGGAGAGGAAGGCUGCAUCAAACUCCUCCUCCAGGGCGCCCACGCACAUCUUGAGAGCUUCUCUUUUCUUCACCUCCUCUAUUAUAUUACGGGACACUAUGAUGACGUCUAUUUUGUGAAAGAGCAGAUCUAUAAAGCCAAUUUAGCUCUCUUCUUCAGGAAGAGGACCCCUUGGAAGUACAAGUUUGAUUGGGCUAUUCAGUCACUAGUAGAAGCCGGCUUAGUACAAAAAUGGUAUGACGACUCCAUGGAUGCCGUAAAGCAAAUGUACAACAAGACUUCUAAGAAGCCCGAGUCACGCGAAAAGUCACUGUCUCUGGCACACCUUCAGGGGCCCUACCUAAUCUUAUUAGUGGGUGUAGCUGUGGCACUCUGGGUCUUCCUAAUGGAGCACUUCCAACUGGGGAGAUUCACACACUGACGAUCAUACACAGUAUCACACACAUACACUGACGUACACACACAGU